Molecule: messenger RNA, 1458 nt
Organism: Geodia barretti
Lineage: Eukaryota; Metazoa; Porifera; Demospongiae; Tetractinellida; Geodiidae
Source: the annotation of a GenBank genome assembly
AUGAAGUAUGACUACGUCAUAGUUGGAGCAGGUUCCGCAGGUUCGGUACUGGCCUGCCGGCUUUCGGAAGACCCUAACUGUUCGGUGCUGCUGUUGGAGGCCGGACCCGACUACCCCGACUUCGAGAAACUCCCUGACGAACUUAAGUAUGGCUUCAGCGCAGCCCCGUCCCCGCCCAGGUCCCGGACUGCCAGCGGACACCCAUCCUGGCUUCCAACCAAUCCGCAUAAUUGGCAGUUCACGGCCACAGCGACCAACCUGGCGCCACCAAUGCAGGUUCCGAGAGGCAAGGUAACGGGCGGUUCCAGUGCCAUAAACUCGUCUGCUUUUUACCGGGGAACGGCUGAAGAUUUUGAUGCCUGGGCUGCCUGCGGAAACGAUUCCUGGAGCUACGAGAAGGUAUUGCCUUUCUUCCGCCGCCUGGAGACUGAUGCUGACCAUCAUGACGACUUUCAUGGAACCGAGGGCCCGAUUUUCGUCCACCACUCUGACCCUGGCUCAUGGCAUGAAACCCAACGGGCCUUUUGCGAUGCCUGCGUUUCCAGCGGCUUUCAGGAAACUGAAGACCACAAUCACCCGGAUUCUGGAGGCGUAGGGCCAGGCAUUACUAAUAACCAUCAGGGUAUAAGGUUUAGCACGGCUCUUGGUUAUCUCGAAUUGGCCCGGCACAGGCUUAACCUUACAAUCAAGCCGGAUUGCCACGUGAAGCGGAUCACCUUUGAAGGGAACCGGGCCAAGGGCCUAAUUGUCGAGUCCGGCGGUGAGGCGUUUGCCGUUGAAGGGGAGGAGAUCAUCCUUAGCGCCGGCGCCGUGGGUUCCCCCCAUUUAUUGCUUCUGUCAGGCGUGGGACCUGCGGACCACCUUGGUGACCUGGGUAUUUCAGUGGUGCAUGAUGCACCGGGGGUGGGCCGAAACCUGAAAGACCACCCCAAGAUUUACGUAACGUGGAGCCUUCCAGAAGGUUACCCAGUCCAAAGUCGGUCCGCUCCUGGCGGGGCGGCUCUGCGGUUUACCGCGCCCGGCUCUGACCUGAGAAAUGACUUGGGCAUAAGUCUGUCGUGCUUUGUGCCACCAAGAAGGCACGUCAUCGAAGAACCUCCCCAGAAUGUCGAUGACGUUCUGCGAGUCACCGAGAUGAUGAUAACCCUGCUCCUGCCCACCAGCCAGGGGGAGUUGAAACUUACGUCUCCCGAUUACCGGGUGCAGCCGGCAAUGAAUUACAAUUACUUUGCGGAACCAUUUGACCGGGAGAGAUGCGGGCAGGUGUUCGGUUGGCUCUGGAGUUGGCAGACCGUCCCGAACUGGUCGGGUUCAUUGGGGAGCGCCUGGCUCCUUCCGAUGAAGACCUGUCCACGGAAGACGCCUUUGACAACUGGCUGCUUAAGGAAGCCACCACCUAUUCUCACAUUUCCUGCGCCUGCCGCAUGGGCCCAUCCGACGAUCCCAUGGCAGUCGUAG